Molecule: messenger RNA, 306 nt
Organism: Hibiscus syriacus
Lineage: Eukaryota; Viridiplantae; Streptophyta; Magnoliopsida; Malvales; Malvaceae
Product: dolichyl-diphosphooligosaccharide--protein glycosyltransferase subunit 4A-like
Exons: 2
Coding region: 59-172 (37 amino acids)
Source: RefSeq, a predicted model, not a curated record
AACAAUUACAAAUCGGAUUGCUUGGGAUCGUCUUCUUCAUUGCUCAAAAGCUGUCAAGAUGAUUGACGAUCAAGACCUCGGCUUCUUUGCGAAUUUCCUUGGAAUCUUCAUUUUCGUGCUUGUUAUAGCGUAUCAUUUCGUGAUGGCUGUCCCAAAAUUUGAAGGCAACUGAGGGUUUUUGCACUUUUUAAGCGUCUGCAAUGGAUGUUUAGAUUAUAGAGUUGUUUCAGAAAUGAAGACAAAUCAAUGUUGUUAAACACCUUGAACGAUAUAUUGCUAUAAAUGGUAUUGCUAAUGUUUUACUCG